GAGAUAGAGACCUGGCGGGUUAGUUUUGUCAGUGACCUGUGAAUCUGCCAAACUCUAUGCCCUCUUGGACCUCAGCUCCCUCGUUGGUCCACACAAGGGAGUAGCAGUUCAAUCCCAAUGUGCAAUGUCCCUUUCAGCAAAGGGGGAUCGCUGUCCUCCGAGUGCCCCCGACUCACAGCCGCCCCUUGCGCCACUCCCUGGUUCUUCCGCUGCCCCGCGCCGGCUCUACACACCGAAGCCUUUAAGCUGAGCCCGCCUGGCGCUAACUAAUGUUUAACUCGGGCCGAAACUUGGCGGCGAGCGCAGGGUGACUGCGUACAGAGCAGCGGCGCAGGACGUCCGUCUCCGGGCGCGGUAAUUUGUGCUUGCGCUCAAACCUCAGAGCUCAGUUCAGAGGAGCCGCCCGACCAUGAAGACACCGUGGAAGGUUCUCCUGGGACUGCUUGGUGUAGCUGCGCUUGUCACCGUCAUCACUGUGCCACUGGUUCUGCUGAACAAAGAUGAUGCAGCAGCUGAUAGCCGCAGAACUUAUUCACUAGCUGAUUAUUUAAAGAAUACUUUUAGAGUCAAGUCCUACACCUUGCGAUGGGUGUCAGAUUACGAAUACCUCUACAAACAAGAAAACAAUCUCUUGCUAUUCAAUGCUGAACACGGAAACAGCUCCAUUUUCUUGGAGAACAGCACCUUUGAAGCCUUUGGAGAGUCUAUAAGUGAUUAUUCGGUGUCACCCGAUGGACGGUUUGUUCUCUUAGAAUACAACUAUGUGAAGCAAUGGAGGCACUCCUACACAGCUUCGUACAGUGUUUAUGACCUGAACACAAGAAAGCUGAUCACAGAGGAGAAGAUUCCAAAUAAUACACAGUGGAUCACAUGGUCACCAGAAGGUCAUAAAUUGGCAUAUGUUUGGAAGAAUGAUAUUUACGUUAAAAUUGAACCAAAUUCACCUAGUCAGAGGAUCACAUGGACAGGAGAAGACGGUGCAAUAUGUAAUGGGAUAGCUGACUGGGUUUAUGAAGAGGAAAUCUUCGGUGCCUACUCGGCGCUGUGGUGGUCUCCAAACAGUACUUUUUUAGCAUAUGCCCAGUUUAACGACACCGGAGUCCCACACAUUGAAUACUCUUUCUACUCCGAUGAGUCAUUGCAGUACCCGAGGACAGUGUGGAUUCCAUAUCCAAAGGCAGGAGCCGUGAAUCCAACUGUGAAGUUCUUUAUUGUAAAUACAGACUCCCUCAGCUCGACCACUAGUGCAGUUCCCAUCGAAGUCACCGCUCCUGAAUCCGUGGCAACAGUGGAUCACUAUUUGUGUGAUGUGGUGUGGGUUACAGAAGAAAGAAUCUCUUUGCAGUGGCUCAGGAGGAUUCAGAACUAUUCCGUGAUGGCUGUCUGUGACUAUAAUAAGACCAACCAAGCAUGGAACUGCCCCUUGGCACAGCAUCAUGUUGAAAUGAGCACUACGGGCUGGGUCGGAAGAUUUAGGCCUGCAGAGCCCCAUUUCACUUCUGACGGUGGCAGUUUCUAUAAGAUCAUCAGCGACAAAGAUGGCUACAGACAUAUCUGCCACUUCCCUAAAGAUAAGAAGCCCAAUCAGGACUGUACAUUUAUUACAAAAGGAGCCUGGGAAGUCAUUGGGAUCGAAGCUCUGACCAGCGAUUAUCUAUACUACAUUAGUAACGAACAUAAAGACAUGCCAGGAGGAAGAAAUCUGUAUCAAAUUCAACUUACUGACCACACCAAUGUGAAGUGCCUUAGUUGUGACCUGGAUGCAGAAAGAUGUCAGUAUUAUUCGGUGUCAUUUAGCAAAGAGGCAAAAUUCUAUCUGCUGAGAUGUUUGGGCCCCGGUCUGCCCCGCUAUUCUCUGCAUCGGAGCGCUGAUCACAAAGAGCUACGAGUCCUGGAAGACAAUUCUGCUUUGGAUAAAAUGUUGCAGGAUGUCCAAAUGCCUUCAAAAAAAUUGGACUUCAUUGUUUUGAAUGGAACAAGAUUUUGGUAUCAAAUGAUCUUGCCUCCCCACUUUGAUAAAUCCAAGAAAUAUCCUCUACUCUUAGAAGUAUAUGCAGGUCCCUGUAGUCAAAAAGCAGAUGCCGCCUUCAGACUCAACUGGGCCACUUACCUUGCAAGUACAGAAAACAUCAUAGUAGCUAGCUUUGAUGGCAGAGGAAGUGGUUACCAAGGAGAUAAGAUCAUGCACGCAAUCAACAGAAGACUGGGAACACUAGAAGUUGAAGAUCAAAUUGAAGCAGCUAGACAAUUUUUAAAAAUGGGAUUUGUGGACAGCAAACGGAUUGCAAUUUGGGGCUGGUCAACAUUCAGCAAACCAGCAAAAGCCCCAUCCCACACAGUGUAUGAAGACGAUACAACCAUAAAAAGAACGAUAAAGAACACAGCCACAGAAUUCCCGUGGUCGAACAUGCGACAUAUGAGUCCGCGCAGUCGAACACUACAAGUCAACCAAGACACACGGAGUUGUCUAGUUUGCACUCCCGCUGCCCUGAUGCUGAGGGCUGAGUGCAAGAUGGGUCAGGGUUGCAGAGAAGUCCUGAGUGAGAACUCAGUGUAUACAGAGCGCUACAUGGGUCUCCCAACUCCAGAAGACAACCUUGCCCAUUACAGGAAUUCAACAGUCAUGAGCAGAGCUGAAAAUUUUAAACAAGUUGAGUACCUCCUUAUUCAUGGAACAGCAGAUGAUAAUGUUCACUUCCAGCAGUCAGCUCAGAUCUCCAAAGCCCUGGUGGAUGCUGGCGUGGAUUUCCAAGCAAUGUGGUAUACGGAUGAAGACCAUGGGAUCGCUAGCAGCAUGGCUCACCAGCAUAUCUAUACCCACAUGAGCCAUUUCCUCCAACAGUGCUUCUCCUUAUAGUAGCACAGCAAGGCUCCUGUAGCUUAUUUAAAAACACAUUUGUUCUCAUUAUCUCAAAACUGCACUGUCAAGAUGACGAUCUUAAUAACGCUCUCAUCGAGAAAUUUCAGGCUAUUUUCCAGUUUCAUACCUGCAGUCCCAAGUAAGAAUGUCUGUCUUCACAACAGAUUAUUACCUUACAGCAAUUUGGAUUUUUCACUCUGUUUUGUUUAUCAUUUAAAAUUAUUUCCACAUCAGCUGCUGAAACAACAAAUAUAAAUUAUUUUUACAAGAGUUCUGCAUAGAUUUCCUGAGAAGAAUUUUUUUUUUUCUUACUAGACUAGUCCAAAUCUUGUUCUCUUAUUUAAGGGGAUGACAAGAUGUGGGCAAUGAUGUCAUUAGGGCAGCAAGGAGAGAAGCGGGGACAGGGAGAGGAGAUCACAGAGUAUGACUAGAAACCCAGGUCCAAGCACACCAACCCAAUCAGGCUACUGUCAGCUCGCCUUGAGAAGUGCUGUUCACUGCCAGACUGGCACAGUUUUCUGAGAAAGACUAUUCAAACAGUCUCAGGAAAUCAUAUAUGCAAAGCACUGACUUCUCAGUAAAACCACAGCAGUUGAAUAGACUCCAAAGAAAUGCAAGGGAAACUGCCAGCAAUGUAAGGGCCCCAGGUGCCAGUUAUGGCUAUAGGUGCUACACAAACACAGUCAGGGUGAUGGGAAAGCAUUGCAAAUGUGCUUUUAAAAAAUCACCGAUGUUUCCGAGUGAGAAGAGGCAGCUUGGAACAUAUCGACUUGCCCUGUUAAAAGUUGAAAAUAUUUGUGUCACAAAUUCUAACAUGAAGGAAUACUUGCAUCAGUUCUUACUUCAUUUCCUUGAGCAUGUUAAUUAAAAUAUUUUAACCUCAUUGGCUUUUUAAUGGAA
Peromyscus leucopus (white-footed mouse) is the source of this 3760-nucleotide messenger RNA. RefSeq names its product dipeptidyl peptidase 4 (gene Dpp4). The transcript is spliced from 27 exons. Bases 410 to 2857 code for a protein of 815 amino acids. Gene Ontology annotation, biological process: proteolysis. The record is from RefSeq and is a predicted model, not a curated record. Gene Ontology annotation, molecular function: dipeptidyl-peptidase activity; serine-type peptidase activity. NCBI's taxonomy places the organism in Eukaryota, Metazoa, Chordata, Mammalia, Rodentia, Cricetidae.